AUGCAUGUGGAAAAGCAGGAGAGCAUCGUCUUCGGGGACGAGGACUUGAGUGCUGACAUGGUGGAACAAAACGACCCUAUGGUCAUAAAGAUGGACAUUGCGAACUACCAGGUACAUAAGGUAUUAAUUGAUAAUGGCAGUUCUGUUGACAUUAUUUUUAGUGAUAUCCUCAGGAAAAUGGAUUUGGGGGAUGUGAAACUAAAGGCCGUACGAACACCCCUAGUUGGGUUCGGAGGGAACGAGGUCAUCCCAGAAGGUGUAAUCGAGCUGCCAGUGUCGCUAGGUGAGGAGCCCAAGAGGAAGACGUGCAUGAUCUCGUUCCUGGUCGUUGAUAGCCCAUUCGCGUAUAAUGUUGUAUUGGGACGACCAGGAUUGAACAAGUUUCGAGCAGUGGUAUCUACCUUCCAUCUGAAGAUGAAGUUCCCGACGCCACAGGGAAUCGGAGAAGUUAAAUGCGACCAACGGACAGCAAGGCAGUGCUAUAAUCUUGCUGUGAAGCAGGGAGAAUCAAAGAAAGAAAAAAGGAAGGAGGAGACAAACCGAGAGGCGGCAAAGAGAGGAAAGAUGGAAAGGAUUGAACCAUCGGGCGAGUAUAAGGAGGUGGAGUUGAUCUCUGGGAACUUUCAGAAAACGACCAGGAUUGGAUCGCAGAUGACUACAGAAAUGGAGACGAUGAUGAUCGACUUCUUACGGAGUAAUCAUGACCUAUUCGCGUGGAGCCCAUCAGAUUUUCAAGGUAUCAAUCCCGAGAUUAUUGUUCAUAGACUAAAUAUUGAUCCACAGGUCAAACCAGUGAAGCAGAAGAAGAGGGUUUUCGGGGUCGAGAGGAAUAAGAUAAUCGAAGAAGAGGUCGCCAAGUUGUUGCGUGCUGGCUUUGUUCGAGAAAUCCAGUACACGACCUGGCUAUCAAAUGUUGUGGUGGUCCCUAAAGCAGCAGGAAAAUGGAGGAUGUGCACGGACUACACGGACCUUAAUAAGGCAUGCCCUAAAGACCCAUACCCGCUGCCAAGGAUUGACCUGCUGGUGGAUUCAACGGCAGGAUGCGCACUCUUUAGUAUGAUGGACGCAUACCAAGGCUACCAUCAAAUUUUCAUGGCAAAGGAAGAUGCUGAAAAGACUGCGUUCGUAACCGAAAAGGGAGUAUACUGUUAUGAUGUAAUGCCAUUCGGGUUAAAGAACGCAGGAGCAACUUACCAAAGACUGGUAAAUCGCAUGUUCAAGGACCAUAUUGGGAACACGAUGGAAGUAUACGUGGAUGACAUGCUGGUCAAGAGUAAGAAGGAGGACGAUCACUUGACAAACUUGCGAACAGCUUUCGAUAUCAUGCGAUCAUAUGGAAUGAAGCUGAACCCGUCCAAGUGCACCUUCGGGGUGCGGGGUGGCAAGUUUCUGGGUUACAUGGUCAGCGAACGAGGCAUUGAAGCGAACCAGAAAAAAUCAAGGCAAUUAUGCAGCUAG
Sesamum indicum (sesame) is the source of this 1458-nucleotide messenger RNA. RefSeq lists its product as uncharacterized. NCBI's taxonomy places the organism in Eukaryota, Viridiplantae, Streptophyta, Magnoliopsida, Lamiales, Pedaliaceae. The record is from RefSeq and is a predicted model, not a curated record.